Molecule: messenger RNA, 1683 nt
Organism: Australozyma saopauloensis
Lineage: Eukaryota; Fungi; Ascomycota; Pichiomycetes; Serinales; Metschnikowiaceae
Product: NADPH oxidase family protein
Exons: 1
Coding region: 1-1683 (560 amino acids)
Biological process (GO): copper ion import; iron ion transport; intracellular iron ion homeostasis
Cellular component (GO): plasma membrane
Molecular function (GO): ferric-chelate reductase activity
Source: RefSeq, a predicted model, not a curated record
AUGACAGUUUUCUAUGAUGGUGUGGACUGUCUUGCAGACCAGGGCUCCGAUUUGUAUAAUACUCUCAAAAUUGAAUCUUCUGCCCAAGUGAACUAUUAUAGACAGGCCGACUAUGCACUUUAUUGUGUGUAUUUCGGUGUUGUAGCGGCUGCAAUUAUACUUUUCAAAAAUGUCAUUUACAAAGUGCGUGACAAGCGGGUGAUUCAAAAUGGUUUUGAGAAUAUCAGUUUCAUGGGAUCAAUUAUAGACGUCACGGCCGCGUACUGUCGCCUUGUGGGCUAUCGUCCUACUCCUCUCGUGCUCACUAAGGUCCUCUCAUUUCCUAGAAGUCUUGCUCAGACUCUUUUUGCUGUGGCCUCGGCAAUAUUCUUAUUUUGCGUCUGUUUGAUUCCUCAUUUUUGGUACCGUGGAUGCAAGGGUUUUGGAAGUCCUCCAUUAGCCAUUCGAGCAGGCUGCAUGGCUACCGCAUUGUUGCCUUUUAUUUUUUCACUUUCCGGUAAAUACAGUUUCGUUUCUCUUAUUUCUGGAAUUGGAUAUGAGAAGCUCAAUUGGCUUCAUCAGUAUGUGGGUUUGGCAUGCCUUGUCUUGGCUCUCAUUCACGCCAUUCCAUUUAUCCAUCAACCACUCAUGGAGGGAGGUUUGCUGAAUUUGGCUGAAGUUUAUUCCAACGACGAUGAUAUGCAACAUGGUGUUCCUACCCUUAUUUGCUUGUUCAUUCUCGUGGUUUUGUUCAAUAGACAUAUUCGAAAGUACCUCUACGAAAUAUCUUUUCACAUCCACUGGAUAGUGGGCUGCGCAUUUUUCGCAUUCUUGAUGAAUCACGUUUAUGGCAUGUUGGACAUGCAGAAUUACUUGUGGGCCACCUUGGCAAUUUGGGCGGUUCAAUGGGUUUACAGAGUUUCGAAAUCUGGCCUCGCAUCGGUGAGAGAAGCUGAAAUUGUUAAAAUUGGCGACAAGUCUAUGCAAAUUACCGUUUUCAAUGUUAAACGCUACUCUUGGAGCUGCGGGCAACAUUGUUUCCUCCGGUUUCCAGGAGCUAGAAUCUUUGAUAACCAUCCAUUCAGCGUUGCAUCCAUCAAUGAAGAUGACUACAUGAGAUUUGUUAUCGUGCCAAGAAAGGGUCUCACAAAGAAAUUAUAUGAGCAACUAGACGAACAAAUCCAAAAGAAGCGUGUCUUCGUUGACGGACCUUAUGGUGGUUGUAGCCGGAACCCACUUUCCUUCGACAGAGUAUUCUUAUUCAGCACUGGAGGAGGCAUCACUGGAACAUUGCCUUAUUUGACUCAGCUUUCGAAGAACAUGAGUGCUCUUAGAGUCGACUUAUUCUGGGUGGUCAGAAGUUACGAAGACCUUGAAAUCGCUAAGUCAGAGAUUGAAAGCAGUCUUGAUAUGGCUAAUGAGAGAGUUCGAGUGCACAUCUAUAUUGCGAAUCAAUUCUCGGUAAACGAGAAGAAGAUCGCUAUCGAAGGCGCUGAUAUAAUUCAUGGAAAACCCAAUUUCGGUGACGUGGUAUCCUCUUUGAGAUCCGGCUUACAAGCCAGGAAUAUGUUUAUUACAUGCGGUAAUUCUUCUAUGGGCCGCGAGGUGGCUCAGGGAGUUGCCGACUUGCAAAGUUCUGUCUUGAGAAGUGGUGAUGCUUCGGUUCAGGAGGUCUUUCUUCACAACGAAGAGUUUGGUUGGUAA